CUUAUCAGACGCAAAAAAUAUUUUUUUCAUCACACACGUAUACUUCUGGUUGAACUUUAGGAUUUACGGUUAAGGGUUUUGCUGAACAAGAAAAACCAACAAAAAUGAUGGGUUUGAUUUCUUGUUACAGUGAAUUAUCAGUUCAACUGUCUCAAAAAUCAUCAUGUUCAAAUCACAAGAAUGUUUCAAAUUCGGUUUCUCAAAAGAAACUGAAUUUAACCGGGUCGAUCCAAACCGCCACUACGAAUAUAUACAAAACCACCUUAUCCACCGGCAGCCACCACCUGAUCACCGUCACGUGGUGCCGGAACGCCACAACACAAGGCCUUCAAAUAAGCUCCGGCGACGACCCCACCACGGUUUUCCGGUUAAACACGAAUUCAAGAUUGUUUCGGAAAAAACGAGGUACCAAAGUGUUUGAAACGGUCAAUAACUCAAAGUUCGAGGUUUUCUAUGAUCUUUCAACAGCGCAGUACGGCCCCGGCGCAGAACCUGUUGAGAAGUACUAUGUUUUAAUCAUGGUUGAUUCAGAACUGGGGUUGUUCCUAGGAGACAUGUCGGACGACGCCGUUUUGAAGAAAGUCAAAAUGCAGAAACAAAAUGUGAAGUUUUAUUUAGUUUCACGGAAGGAGUAUAUUUACGGAAAUACCCUUUAUUCUACAAAGGCUCAGUUUUCUGAUGCCGGAAGUUUGCAUGAUGUUGUGAUCCGGUGCACCGGAGAAGGUGACGGUGUGAAGAAUAAUCCGACGUUAUCGGUUUGUAUCGAUAAACGGGUCGUGAUUCGGGUUAAGAGGCUACAGUGGAAUUUUAGGGGGAACCAGACCAUAGUUGUUGAUGGGUCAUCGGUUGAUCUAAUGUGGGAUGUUCAUGAUUGGUUUUUCGGUUCCGGGUCCGGAUCCGGGACCCGGACCGGGUCGGGCCAUGCGGUUUUUUUGUUUAGAACAAGAAACGGGGUGGAUAGUAGGUUAUGGUUGGAAGACAAGGUGAGGACUAAAGAUGAGAUGAAAGAAUUUUCCUUGUUAGUUUACGCGACCAAAAGUUAGAAAGAAGUGAAUACAUACAUCUUGUAAAAAUUAUAAUUAUUUUUGUGUUUUAUUUUCCUUUUUUUUAAAACAAGUUUUUUUCUUAUGUUUACACAUACUUUGUGUAUUAUUUUCCUUUAAAAAAAGUUUUUCUUAUGUUUACA
Molecule: messenger RNA, 1186 nt
Organism: Helianthus annuus (common sunflower)
Lineage: Eukaryota; Viridiplantae; Streptophyta; Magnoliopsida; Asterales; Asteraceae
Exons: 1
Coding region: 105-1043 (312 amino acids)
Source: RefSeq, a predicted model, not a curated record